AUGGGCAGCCUCAAGACCAGGCGCUGGCCCCCAGUCCUGCUUCAUGUGCUUCUGCUGCAGCUCCAGUCUGCCAAGGUGCAGGCAGCUGACCCGAUGUCUUUGAAACUGAGACGACUCAAUGAACAGUUUCAUCAAUUCAAGACUUCCGCUCAGGCCCGUUUGGACAUGUUGGCCCUGAACCAAGACAAAACCUCCUCACAGGGCCAGAAGAGUCGUGUACAGUCCUUGAACAACCAUUCCCAUCACAUGUCCAGGGACCUUGAGCAGCUAAAGCAAAGUACAGCACUGGACAUAGACACUCUCAGAGAUUGGAGUAGGAAGCUUGAGAAGAAGAAUAAGCGGAUGGAUGCACGAUUGGCGUUGAUGGAGAGGAAGCUACGGGAAAAGUGUCGGCACACACAGAAACUCAUGCCAGAUCCUGGUCUGGACUUCUCAAAUUUUACCUUGGAGCUUGAAAGACAAAAGGAGAGUCUGGCUACCCUGCAAACCCAGCACGAUGAGCUGCUCCUUGGAUUAGAAGGGUUAAAGGAAACCAUGAAAAAACAGGCCUUGCGUGUAUCCCAGCUGGAAGGCCAGCUCAGUGAGAUCCUUCAGGAGACUGGAAACGGUAAAAUCAGAGGUCCUCCCUCAAACAUCACUGCACAAAAACACUAUGAGCCACAUGGAAGGAUGAUGGAUAGAGGAGGGAUGCCCAGGAGAAUACCGGAUCGACACCAAAUCAAAACCAACUCCCAUCAAUUCCACGGAAAAAACCAGCCUGAAUUCAAACCAAAGCUUCAGUCGAAAUCUCGCUUGAGGCACCAAGUCCAACAUCCAGAACUCAAAGAUUAUCAUAACUCCCAGUCCCAAAUCCAGACUCAAGUUCAGACAAGGCCCUCUCCAAAUAAUCAAGAGCAUCUCCAGGUUCAUAAGACCAAACCCCAGGUUCAGUCUCCUUCUCAUCUUCAGAGACAAAUCCGUUUACCGGACCACAAGCAUCCGUCAUCAAUGCAACCCCUGUCACAUCAUUCAUCCCGUCCUGAAUUCAGCAAAGAUGUGCAGGACAGGAUAAGGCUGGAGGGUACACACGGCCCGAUCGGUCACACUCAGGGGGAAGACCAAGAACAAGACAGUCAUACAGAUCUGGAGUCUUCACUAAUCCGUGAUUUCUUGCAAAUUCCCGUGAGACACAAGAUCCCAGAUCAGCCAUUGCCUAGGAAGGAUGCAGUCAUUUGCAAUGUGGACUCCAUGCUGUUGUUCCCUUCAGCGUCAGCAGAGAAUUAUGUCUCCUUCUCUGUGAGUCUCCCGGACCUUCCUGAGCUUUCUGUGUGCCUGUGGCUUCGUGUGGAGGCUUCACCAAUCGGCACACUGCUCUCCUAUGCCACAGACAACAAUGACAACCAGCUUGUCCUGUAUGGACGCAGACCUUCAACUUUAUCUACACCAUUUCCUCUGUCUUCCUACUCAUACUCCUUCUCUCCACCCUCCUCAUUUUCCUCACACUCAUUGGACUUUGUCAUCGGAGAUCCAGUUUAUCGCCGUCUUCCUGUGGCUUCACUUCUGGAUGCGCACUGGCACCACCUGUGUGUCGUGUGGUCCUCCAUCCAGGGCCGUUUCUGGCACUACACUGAUCGGUACCUCAUCUCCUCUGGAUCGAACUUCAGGAAGGCCUGGGAGAUUCCUGGAGGUGGAUCUGUGGUGCUUGGCCAGGAGCAGGACUCAGUUGGUGGAGGGUUUGACCCUGCCGAGGGUUUUGCUGGACAAAUAGCUGGGUUCAGGAUGUGGAACCGGGUGCUGAGUGCUUCAGAGGUAGAAGGGGUGGCCAGUGGCAGAGGUGUGCCCAGAGGAGUGGUGCUAGGAAUGGAGGAUAUAAAGGAGGUCCAUGGAGAUGUGGAGCAAGUUGCUUGCGAGUGUUUAGAGCACUGUGUCUGA
Salarias fasciatus (jewelled blenny) is the source of this 1911-nucleotide messenger RNA. It is a transcript of the gene ptx4, whose product is annotated as pentraxin 4, long. The record is from RefSeq and is a predicted model, not a curated record. Bases 1 to 1911 code for a protein of 636 amino acids. Lineage: Eukaryota; Metazoa; Chordata; Actinopteri; Blenniiformes; Blenniidae. The transcript has 4 exons.